CAGAUCCUCUGUACCCCUCUCUCUCUGCCUCUCCCCCACUUGCACUGUCUCUCAAAAAUAAAAUAAACAUAAAAAAAUUAGGAAAAAAAAGGGAGACCCAUACAAUUUCACCUAGUUCUUAAGGGGUAAGUACAGGUAAGAAUAAGGGAAUACCUUACUUCCUUCAUGCAAGGAUAUUUGGGUUGUAGUAUUCUUUCAACUUUUAAAAUUAUAAACUUUUGCUCUUCCUGUAAGUGGCCCAAGGUGAUCUCUGAAAAUGGUUAGCUAUUCACAUGACCUGGAAAAGCCCACAAAUUCAUGCAAAUCAAGAGGUUCAAAUCUUCGUGUUCACUUCAAGAAUACAUGUGAAACUGCCCAGGCCAUCUAGGGUAUGCAUAUCCAAAAAGCCACCAAGUAUCUGAAAGCUGUCACUUUGCAGAAGCAAUGGGUGCCAUUCCAACGCUACAAUGGUGGAGUUGGUAGAUGUGCCCAGGCCAAACAGUGGGGCUGGACACAGAGUCGCUGGCCCAAAAAGAGUGCUGAAUUUUUACUGCACAUACUUAAAAAUGCAGAGAGUAAUGCUGAACUUAAGGGUUUAAAUGUAGAUUCUCUGGUCAUUGAGCACAUCCAGGUGAACAAAGCCCCCAAAAUGCGGCAUAGAACUUACAGUGCUCAUGGUCGGAUUAACCCAUACAUAAGCUCUCCCUGCCACAUUGAGACAAUCCUUACUGAAAAAGAGCAGAUUGUUCCUAAACCAGAAGAGGAAGUUGCACAGAAGAAAAAUAUAUGGCAGAAGAAACUGAAGAAACAAAAACUUACAGCCAAGAGUAAAUUAUGCAACAAAUAAAUGCAAAUGAAAGUAAAAACAGAACACUGGUUGUCUUUAUUAUUAAACAUAUUUCAAGUAUCCUCACAAAAUAGAUCAAAUAGGUUUUCUUCUGAUUAGAAUUAGAAACAGAUUAUUCUGUUAGCACUGUGCCACUAAUUUUGGUUCAUAAACAUGUUUUGAAAAA
Molecule: messenger RNA, 992 nt
Organism: Leopardus geoffroyi (Geoffroy's cat)
Lineage: Eukaryota; Metazoa; Chordata; Mammalia; Carnivora; Felidae
Product: 60S ribosomal protein L17-like
Exons: 1
Coding region: 371-826 (151 amino acids)
Biological process (GO): cytoplasmic translation
Cellular component (GO): cytosolic large ribosomal subunit; ribosome
Molecular function (GO): structural constituent of ribosome
Source: RefSeq, a predicted model, not a curated record